AUGCACAUACUGCCUCAGAGCGAGCUCCAGUUUAAAUUAGUUUUUGUGACAUAUUGUGAAGAUUUGGCUUUUUAUAGCAACAUUUUAUCUCUAUCACCCACUCAAACACUUUCACACUGCAGCCAGUGUUUAGGGCCAGGACAGAAGCAAAUCCACCUGGGACACAGACCUGGGACACAGACCUGGGACACAGACCUGGGACACAGACCUGGGACACAGACCUGGGACACAGACCUGGGACACAGACCUGGGACACAGACCUGGGACACAGACCUGGGACACAGACCUGGGACACAGACCUGGGACACAGACCUGGGACACAGACCUGGGACAAAGGCCUGGGACACAGACCUGGGACACAGACCUGGGACACAGACCUGGGACACAGACCUGGGACACAGACCUGGGACACAGACCUGGGACACAGACCUGGGACAAAGGCCUGGGACACAGACCUGGGACACAGACCUGGGACACAGACCUGGGACACAGACCUGGGACACAGACCUGGGACACAGACCUGGGACACAGACCUGGGACACAGACCUGGGACACAGACCUGGGACACAGACCUGGGACACAGACCUGGGACACAGACCUGGUACACAGACCUGGGACACAGACCUGGGACACAGACCUGGGACACAGACCUGGGACACAGACCUGGGACACAGACCUGGGACACAGACCUGGGACACAGACCUGGGACACAGACCUGGGACACAGACCUGGGACAAAGGCCUGGGACACAGACCUGGGACACAGACCUGGGACACAGACCUGGGACACAGACCUGGGACACAGACCUGGGACACAGACCUGGGACACAGACCUGGGACACAGACCUGGUACACAGACCUGGUACACAGACCUGGGAUACAGACCUGGGAUACAGACCUGGGACACAGACCUGGGACACAGACCUGGUACACAGACCUCUCUGUUAAACCCUGGUUGGUUAGACUCAGUAUUUCUUUGCCUCUUCAGCGUUUUCCUCUGAUGUGA
This is a messenger RNA of Knipowitschia caucasica, 1005 nucleotides long. The record is from the annotation of a GenBank genome assembly. Lineage: Eukaryota; Metazoa; Chordata; Actinopteri; Gobiiformes; Gobiidae.